CUAUAGCCCUGAUUAAGGGUGGGGGGGGGGCGAUAAAGGGGCUAGAAUUCCUCCCACCCGCAACUAGAAUUCCCCCCACUUAUUCUAGCCCCCUAAUUCUCAAGGGCUCCCUACAAUUCUAUGGAUUGACUGAUUAAUAAGGAACGUCGACUAUGGAACUCCUAUGAAGAAACCUGCUAGAAUAAGCCACGAUUCCUUAUUGCAGGUGGCAGUGGGAGGGAGCUCUAGUUGGCCCCUCGACAUUCUAUGGCCCUACUAUUCAGAUCCCUACUAUUCGCUUGACUGGGGUGGGAGGAGAGAUUCUAGUGGAGGUAGAUGAAUUGUAGGUUCAGUCGGUUCAAUGCCUACUGUAUCGGAUGGAUGCCCGGAAGGACGCUUCCAAAGGCUACCAGGCAUACCGAAAUCCGUGAUCCAUGGAUCUCCGAUAUUGUUGCCAGCUGGGAAACCGUGUACCACUCCCUACCGGGGGGAGGAAUCAACAAACAACGGCACGUCAGACAAAGUCGUCAUUCAUGCUUUCAGAAAGAACAGGAACAAGAAUCGCCCUACGGCAUGCUUUCUUCUUCUUUCAUUAAUAUGAAAAAAACGACAUCGCCAUAGUGCAUCGGACUCUAUAUGUCGCCAUGGCGGGAUUUAUGCUAUGGAGCGGAAACCGCCGAGAAACUUCUCGAGAUGCUGGAGGGUGCGAAAUCAAUAGGUGCCGGAGCAGCUACAAUUGCUUCAGCGGGAGCUGCUGCCGGUACUGGAAACGUUUUUAGUCCCUCGAUUCAUCCCGUCGCGCGGAAUCCAUCAUUGGCUAAACAAUCAUUCGGUCACGCCAUUUCGGGGUUUGCUCCAACCGAAGCUAUUGCAUCGUCCGCGUCGACGACGGCCUUUCCGAUCCCAUUCGUCUUCCGAAGUUUCCGCCGGGGGGUGAGUCGAGUAACAAGUAUAUAAUCUAUUAAAUAAAGAAGAAAGUUUUGUUUCAAUCGGCGGAGGAGGGUGGAGAACCAUUGGAUGGGAAUAGGGGUUCUACCGAU
Messenger RNA from Cryptomeria japonica (Japanese cedar), 1019 nucleotides. Its product is annotated as ATP synthase subunit 9, mitochondrial. The transcript has a single exon. Gene Ontology annotation, biological process: proton motive force-driven ATP synthesis. The record is from RefSeq and is a predicted model, not a curated record. Gene Ontology annotation, molecular function: proton transmembrane transporter activity. The coding region runs from base 616 to 936 and encodes 106 amino acids. NCBI's taxonomy places the organism in Eukaryota, Viridiplantae, Streptophyta, Pinopsida, Cupressales, Cupressaceae.